AUGGCGCCAAACCUACCAGAAUCUGGCCGCAAAACGGCCAGCACCAUCCAGCUGCCUUACCGUCAUGAGAAGCUGCCACGACUCGCCGAAGGCUCCAAGAUCCAGAAGCGUGCGAUUCCCCGCCGCCAACAACCGGCCUCGUCCAAUGAACGCCUCAUCUAUGUUUCGUCAUCGACACCGUUCAUGUCCGUCGUCAAACGUGUGCGGAAGCAACUGGAUCGGUCGCUUCAAGACCGGGCUCCAUCUACCAAGAAACUGAGUCUUGCCCAACGUGUCAAUCUCCUGAAUCGAGAUACCAGCACUGUGGGCGAAAGCAAUUGCGAGGUGUUGGUACUGGGCACAGGAAAGGCGAUUGAGAAGACCCUGAGCGUGGCCAGCUGGUUCGAACAACAGCCAGACUGUCAGGUACAAGUGAGGACACGGACAGUCGCCACCGUGGAUGACGUUGUGAUGGAGGGUGAUGAGUUUGGAGGAGACGAGAGCCGAAAACGCAGAAUGAUGUCAACGACCGCCAUGAUACCCUACUCUGAUGACCCCGCGAGGGGCCCGCGAUCGUAG
This is a messenger RNA of Verticillium nonalfalfae, 558 nucleotides long. RefSeq lists its product as uncharacterized. Gene Ontology annotation, biological process: nuclear-transcribed mRNA catabolic process, RNase MRP-dependent; tRNA 5'-leader removal; rRNA processing. Lineage: Eukaryota; Fungi; Ascomycota; Sordariomycetes; Glomerellales; Plectosphaerellaceae. The transcript is spliced from 4 exons. Gene Ontology annotation, molecular function: RNA binding. Gene Ontology annotation, cellular component: nucleolar ribonuclease P complex; ribonuclease MRP complex. Bases 1 to 558 code for a protein of 185 amino acids. The record is from RefSeq and is a predicted model, not a curated record.